Microplitis demolitor is the source of this 606-nucleotide messenger RNA. Its product is annotated as PITH domain-containing protein GA19395. The record is from RefSeq and is a predicted model, not a curated record. The transcript has 5 exons. Gene Ontology annotation, cellular component: nucleus. Bases 1 to 606 code for a protein of 201 amino acids. NCBI's taxonomy places the organism in Eukaryota, Metazoa, Arthropoda, Insecta, Hymenoptera, Braconidae.
AUGAAUCAUCAAUGUACUUGUGGAGAUUCACACAGUGAAAGUGAUCUUGGCGUACAGUACAAUUUAUAUCAAAAAAUAAAUUUAGAAAAUGUUGAAUGUUUGAAUGAGUAUCAAGAAAAUACUGGUAAAUGUGUUUUUAAACCUUGGGAAGAACGAUUGAAUCAUGAUAAGUUUGUUGAAAGUGAUGCUGAUGAUGAACUUCUUUUCAAUAUUCCAUUUACUGGAAACGUUAAACUAAAAGGUUUAAUUGUAAUGGGAGGUCCAGAUGAUUCAAGCCCUUCUAAAGUAAAAUUAUUCAAAAAUAAACCAAACAUGACCUUCGAUGACGCAGAAUUGGAACCAGACCAGACAUUUGAAUUGUGCAAGGAUGACUAUGGAGUUCAUGAGUAUCCAAUCAGGGUCGUAAAAUUUUCAUCGGUACAUCAUUUAACUCUUCAUUUCUCUGGUAAUAAUGGUGCUGAAAGGACAAGAAUUGAUUACAUUGGCUUUAAAGGUGAAUGGACACCACGACAUCAACACGGUGUAACUAUUUGUGCUUAUGAAUCACGACCACAAAUCAGUGAUCAUGUUUCUGACUUAAAUAUCAUAACCAAAGAAAUUCAAUGA